Molecule: messenger RNA, 6638 nt
Organism: Cyprinus carpio (common carp)
Lineage: Eukaryota; Metazoa; Chordata; Actinopteri; Cypriniformes; Cyprinidae
Product: C-type lectin domain containing 16A
Biological process (GO): endosome to lysosome transport; endosomal transport; regulation of autophagosome maturation
Cellular component (GO): late endosome; endolysosome membrane
Source: RefSeq, a predicted model, not a curated record
CCCAGCCGCCUCAGCCGCCUGAUCCUCCUCUCUUCUGUCAGUCACUCUGUCAUGCCUCUGACGCAUGGGCAUGCUGACGCUGCUCUCUGCCAUCUGUGAGUAACUCACACUUACAUUUAGUGAUCUCUGCUGCCUCUACACACAUGCACGGGCACACUGGUGUUUCGCUUGGGUCUGGUCACUUGCUCAAGACAAAAGGGCUUUCGCUGAUCUGUUUCUCUGGCUUAAGCUUGUAUAUAAAUCCUUCUUUCCUUCUUGAAUAACUGACUUAACAUUUCUUACUAUCUGCUUGGCACUUGCCCUUGAAUUAUUGUUCGUCUUACAGUAAUCAGUUGAUCCCUAUGGAGAUUGUUGUAGUUUAGGUCAAACUGCUAUCGGUGCAUGUUUCUGACUUUAAUGUGCAAACAAUGGCCCUAAAAUAAUAUUUGGAGUUGUAAACAACACUUAAGUGUUUAAAUGUCAUUGCAUUGAAUAAGCAACCUUUUACAAGUCUUUUUUGUUGGUGAAAUAUUUUAUUGGGAUGCACCUACAUAGAUAAUAUGUCUAAAAAUUAUAUUAAUAGUAUUUUGAAGCCAAUAACCAAAAUAUUUGCUAUUAUUAUAUGUCAUUCUACAUUCUGUCAGACUGAUUAAAAAAAAGCACUCAUCUUAAAAGUUUAGAUCUCCGUGCUUAAGUGGGAAACUGCAUCAGAUUAACUAAUUUAAACAGAAGUUACACAUGCCUACAAUACAACAAUACAGUACAAAUUUUUAUUCCUAUAGCACAUUUAAAGAGCACAUCAUAUGGGUUUUCGAAAAAUAUAUUUUUUUGCUGUUUGUAGCAUAGCUAUACUUCAGUGUAAACAGUCUGCAAAGUUAAUUAAAAAAGUGCAUGAUAAAGAUAUUGUCUCAAAAGAAAGAUUCGAUUGAAUGACUGAAUGAAUUCAUCAUAUUUUCGAAUCUUCUGCCUGUUACAAGAUAACACAUUAGCAUAAUCCCCACCUGCCUGUGAGAUACCAACACUCUGACCUGCCCACAGACACUUCCGCUAGUUAGUGUGUUUACAUCAGGUCGAGAAGACACUGUGUUUUCAGCCUCGCUGGCCAUUUAAACAGUUCCCACACGUGCACCUCAAAUAAGUUAAUAAUAAUAAUAAUAAUAAUAAUGAAUGCAUUGAAACUGCUGUUACAUCACGUAAAGUACCACAUAUAGAGUUUAAAUUUAUCACUGAGAAACAUCCUGAUAAAGUCAUGCUUGCGAUGGAGUUUCCGGUUGAGCGACUGCAUUGGUAUCAUCCUCGGACUCCGGCUCAAAUUGAUAAGGUAAUUUGGAUACCAUUUUUGUAAUCUUAUAGCAUCUUUGUUUAAAAGUAACCCUCCGGAGCAAAAACUGAAUCAUGGUAAUGGGCAUUUCGUUUCUGACACGCAUUGUAUACGGAAAGACCAAUCACAACAGACUUGGCCAGCUGACCAAUCAGAGCAGAGUAGGCUUAUGGAAGGGAGGAGUUUACAGACCUUAAGCUCAGAACUGCUUUGAACGAUUAAUUUCAAAACCAUUGAAAAAUUAUUCUAAUAUUAAAUGUAUAUGCUGAGAAAAUUACAAUGUUUUCUGACCUUAGAUGCAUUUAAACCUGUUGUAGGGGACUCCCAUCACAAUAUUAGGACACUUUAAAAUACCAUAUGACCUGCUCUUUAAAGUGCUUUCCAGUGUAAAGACAAUAUAGACAGUUACAUACAAUCACACAAACACAAAUACAUCUCGCUCAUUUAUGGCUAAAUGUAUUGUGUUAAUGAUAAAAGGAAAAUAUAACUUCUACAAUAAAGAUAAAAAUAAAGAAUAAAGGAAAUGUCUUUGUUCCAUGGAUUAAAACAGUCUUCCAAACAAAUGACGUCAUGCACGUACACGUGGAGGGCAGUCGAAAUUCGGCACAACACCGGCCUCAAAACCCCGAUAAUUGCCUAUUACUUAUUGAUUUUGAUGUUUUUGAAUAUAAAAACCACGCCAAUGUCAAAAUAAUAAAAAAGCCAGUUCAUGACCCCUUUAAAUAUCAGCCUCAUUUUUAUUUAUUGGAUCAAUACCCAUAACAUAAAAAAUUACAUCUGAGUCUGCUGAUACAUUUAUGACUGCAAUGCACCAUGAAUCUGCAAGAUUUUAUGUAAUGCAAUAACAUUCAUACAUUUUUAAGUGUUGCUUAAAUGUUUAAAUACAAUCUGUGGCUUUCUUGAUAUGGCAGAUCACAUGCAUAAUUACCAUAUUAAUGCACUGAAUUAACUGCAGCAAUGCAGUUAAUAUCCCUGAUUGUCAGAAUAAGUAGUUGGGUGGUAUGCUUUGCUUUUUAGCAUGUCCUGGCAGCUUCAUGGAUCUGGUGGAUAUGUUUGGUGUUUUUAGGCUGUUUUUGGUUCCAGAUGCUCUGUUGUGCAGGUUUAAUACCUGCCACUAGGUGGUGUGAUGGUUCCAUCUGUUGGCCUCUAGCUCAGUCCCUUCAUCCUGUUUAACCCUUUGUCUGUUUUUCCCCUCUCCCUCUAUGGUGACUCCUGUGUGCCUUAUUCCAGUGUCAUUGGACAACCAACACAUGCUACACUACAUCCGGGACAAAACAGCCGUGCCGUACUUCUCCAAUUUGGUCUGGUUCAUCGGCAGCCAUGUCAUCGAGCUGGACAAGUGUGUGCAGACUGAUGAAGAACAUAAAAACAGAGGAAAACUCAGUGAUCUGGUAGCUGAGCACCUGGACCAUCUUCACUAUCUGAACGACAUCCUCAUCAUCAACUGUGAGUUUCUCAGUGACGUGCUGACUGACCACCUGCUCAACCGCCUCUUCCUUCCCCUAUAUGUGUACUCUCUGGUCAGUCCAGAGCAGUCUGAAGAACGCAAGAUCAACCCUCAGGUGUCUCUCUACCUGCUGUCACAGGUGUUCCUGAUCAUCCACUACCAGCCGCUUGUCCACUCCCUGGCUGAUGUCAUUCUGAACGGAGACCUGUCAGUGUUCACUGUGCAGACUGAGCAGAGCGCUCACAAAAGUUCAAGCAAUGCUGGUGUUCGUCGCUUCACCAAGCCCACAGAAAGUCUGGAGCGUUCCCUGGAGAUGAGUCGUCACCGUGGGAAGAAGAGGACCCAGAAAAGACCCAACUACAAGAAUGUGGGCGAGGAAGAAGAGGAAGAGCGGGGAUCAGAGGAAGGGCCGGAAGAAGAGAAGGAAAAGGCUAAAGGUACAGAGGCUAGUUCAAAGGCCAGCAGGACAAGUUGGGACAAGGAAGAAAUUGAGAUGGUAGUGAUGGAAAAAGGUAGGAUCUCUGAAUUGUCCACGUUGACGGAACAGAACAUUACAGACGAGGAGAAGAGCGCGGCAGCGGCACGAUCUGAAGGACUAAAGAGCAGGCCCUUCCUGGACAUGUUGUAUAAUGCACUGGACUGUGACGCAGAGGAUUACCAGGCUCUGUUUGUGCUUUGUCUCCUGUAUGCCAUGUCUCACAGUAAAGGUAUAAACCUGGAGCUCUUAGAGAGGAUCCAGCUACCCGUGCCAAAUCAAGAGAGGAGCUCUUACAGUCAGGUGUUGGUGGAAAGAGUGAUCCGAAUCAUGAGCCAGGCUGCUCAGCCAGAUGGAAAGGUGCGUCUUGCCACCUUGGAGUUAAGCUGUCUGCUUCUGAAACAAGCUGUACUCUCUGGCUCUCAAUGCAUUAUAAAGGACAUUCAUUUGGCCUGUUUGGAGGGUGCCCGAGAAGAGAGUCUUCACCUUCUAAGGAGGUUUUAUAAGGGGGAGGAGAUUUUCCUGGACAUGUUUGAGGAUGAGUACAGGUGCAUGAUGAAUAAGCCGCUGAAUGUGGAGUAUCUUAUGAUGGAUGCAUCCAUUUUACUUCCUCCCACCGGCACACCUCUUACCGGCAUUGACUUUGUGAAGCGAUUGCCCUGUGGAGAUGUCGAGAGGACACGCAGGGCUAUACGUAUGUUCUUCAUGCUGCGCUCGCUGUCCCUACAGCUGCAGGGAGAACCAGAAACUCAACUACCUCUCACCCGACCGGAGGAUCUCAUCAAGACUGAUGAUGUGCUUGACCUCAAUAACAGUGAUCUUAUUGCUUGCAUGGUGGUGAGUAAAGAUGGGGUUCAAGCUCAGCGCUUCCUGGCUGUGGAUGUGUACCAGAUGAGUCUUGUGGAACCGGAUUCGAAACGUCUUGGCUGGGGUGUUGUCAAGUUUGCUGGCCUUUUACAGGACAUGCAGGUUUCAGGAGUAGAAGAUGACAGCAGGGCUCUGAACAUCAUCAUACACAAGCCCACAUCUAACCCUCACGCCAAGCCUGUGCCCAUCUUGCAGGCUAACUUCAUUUUUGCGGACCAUAUUCGCUGCAUCAUUGCCAAACAGCGACUAGCCAAGGGCCGCAUCCAGGCUAGACGCAUGAAAAUGCAGCGGAUAGCAGCUCUAUUGGACCUUCCUGUUCAGCCUUCCACGGAGGUGCUGGGCUUCAGCCAACCAUCUGUUGCUGCGUCUCUGCCUUUUCGCUUCUAUGACCAGUCCAGACGUGGCCCAGCCUUCACCUCUGUAGAUAAAGUUCCAGGUUUUGCAGUGGCUCAUAUUUCCCAGCACAACCCCACAUCAGCCUCCUCCACCUCACCCGCCUCUAGUGGCCCCACCGGCGCCUCUGACCCCGUCACAGCCAGCAACGCAUCCGCACACACCGUCACACAGAGUCAAACAGGACUCGCCCUGGCGCCUAGCCUCACCCCUGCACGGCAACCCACCAUCUCCCUACUGUCUGACAAUGAUGCUGAAACGCUGAGCGUGGACUCCCUCACCCUGCUGCCCCCCGCUGCCCCGCCUCGCCUGCGCUCCUUUAGCACCCAGUCCUCCGUCCAGGAUGACGCUUCUGCAGACGGGGAAGAGAUGGUGGUUCCCAGCCAAAAGGAAGACGACGACACGGGAGCGACGGACUCGCAGUCUCAAGACGACAGGAAGGAUAUUUCCAUCAUUCCAGAGGAAGAUGAGCCAUCUCCUGAGUCUGGGCCAUUGCUUAGUGUGGAAACUGAGGAUUUGACACAGAAUCAGAGGAAGGAGCCUGUGACUCAGCCCGAGACAAACUCUAUAGGCGUUGCGGCCAACCUAGAGGACAACCCAGACCUGGAGGAGGAGACCGCGAUAGACUGAAAUGGCUAGUGCUACUAAAAUUAAAAACUAAAAUUUACUAAAGAAAUGUGGGCCAGGUUACUAAAGCAAGAAAUGCAUGUUAAUGUUGAUUAUUCAAUGUGAGCAUGACCUAUUCUGGUUUUGCACAAGCUAGUUAAGCUAGUUUGCACAUACUUUCAGCUUUGGUGAUUCAGGCCCUCAAUUGUAUCUGUCUGUUUGCCGACUGUGUCAACACAGCGGUUACCAGUACUUCUCCUUACAUCAAGACCAUGAUGCAUUUCAGAGGAAAACGGCACUCUUAGAACAGUGACAUUAUUGUUUGUCAUGAGUGCUGGUUAAAGCACAGUCUUUUUUCUGUUGUGUGUUAUUCUUUCUGCUCUGGUGCCGAGGUGAUCCAGCUGUUUCUCUGCAUGUGUGACUGUUUUGUGAUUGUGUUCGAAUGUUGGAGUCUGUGCGUGACUGGUUUUAUGAUACGGAGCAGAUGGAGAGGAGAGGGCGUGUUUGUAUAAAUCUGUAUCUGAGUGGGUUGGUGGGGAAAGCCCGCUUGAUUUUACCAGUCUUAACACUGAGGAAUGUACAAAGACUUCUGGGUCUAUCCAGCGGUGCUCUUUUCUGAAGGUAUAUUUGGUUUUGGCUGAACAUUCAUUUUCACUUCAGCGUUUUGAAAAAUGCCCUUUUGUUUCAUUCUUUGGAGAUUGUAAGGAACAGAUAUGAGCUUCAAGUAACCCGUUUUAAUUCAUCGCUGCAUUUAAGAUCAUUCAACCCAUGAACGCUUUCACCAUCAAGCCUUUUUGUAUAAAAACUGCUGACUCACUUAUAUCAGUCAUGUUUUUUCAUCAGGUGAACAAACCUGAUGUCAUCGAGUUUCAUUCCUAAGCGUUUAUGUCACUGCCAUACCUCUUUCUGGAACAUUUUGAAAUCUGCUGACACACAGGAUGAAUAUACUCAGUUUUCAUUCACGUAGUAAGUGCUUUAAGUACCACUAAAGUGGUCUCUUUGCUUUUUAAAGCUGAGGCAACUUAUCCAUAUUUUAGGUGCGUUUUAACGUUCUUUAACACUUAAUAUUCCAGAGGUCAUCAAGAGCUUGUGCUGGACACACGUUAUCAAAGCUGGGUGUGAUAUAUUUGUGGUUUCGUUUUACUUUGGUGUGCAAUAACAGUUAUUCAAGACUCAUUUAUUUCACUUACAGAUUCAAGUAGUUGGACUACCAUCACUAAUGGACUGAAAUGGAAAAUUAAUUUUUGGUUUAUAGACUGUAGCACAUAGAAGGGAUUCACACACUCUUGCAGUGUGGCACAGAUGCAAAUCUGUGGCAACCAUGACUGGGCGCUUUUCUUUCCAAACCAAGGCACUCAGAUUUAAGCUUUAUAUUACCUUUAAAGCAAUAUAAUUCAUUCUGCAUAUAUCAGUAUUUUGAGGUUAAAUUCAUUGUUGAGAAGGGAGGGCUUCAUAGUUUGUACACAGUGUAAAGAUUUGUUUUGAUCUAAUGUUCUAAAUAAUUUACCAACUGGAGCUAUCAAAGUCAUGCAAUAAAUUAUUCUGAUGUA